CUUUACGGUCUUUGGCCGAUUCCUCACCAAUCAACAGGCGUGCAGAUUAUAGCAAUGCAUUCCUAUCUCUACGAGACCUAACGCUGUCUAUUCGGCAACUUUAUUCAACUGCAGCGAGCUGAAAGCAGUUGUUCACCGACAAAUUGCCACGAUGCGCAACGUUGCUUUGUCGCUGCUUGUGUUGAUAGGAUCAGCAUCAACUACGUUCGGAGCAUGGAAGCCCGAGACCUUUCCCAACCCUAUGAAGGAUGUUACCAAGUGUGGGAGACGAGGAGUACCCAGCUGGGUUUGUGACCCUGACGGUGUUAUCCCAUACGAUUCGGCCAACGUCGUGGAAGGGACAUUGAAGAAAAUCUUCGCUGGCGAAGAGCCAUAUGCCCUUGGACCUUGCGGAAGCGCUGGUCCGAAAGGGUUCCAGGUUGCGGUAGCCCUUGUGCGUCGGAUGAGCUUUACUGGAGAUGCUGAAAAAGCUGCGAAGCGCUUUGCCACAGCCCUUCACGAUAGUUGGGGCGUCGGCGAUGCAGCAUGCGGCAAUGGGGUGUUGCUGUUCCUCAGCCAGGAGGAUCGGCAACUCUACAUCUCCACGGGAGCAGGAGCUGAUAAACGCCUUACAUACGAUGUCCUUGGCGAUAUCCUCGACGACGUGCGUCCAUCCUUAAAGAAUUCAAAGUAUGAUGAGGCGGUGGAGCGGGCCGUGGUGGACAUCGGUCUCGCGCUCGCUGGGCGGCCGGUGGAGCCCGAGGGCGAACAGACGUCCGGCUGGGAGGAGGUGACCUCGCUGGGUAUCUUCGCGUCGGUGGCAGGCGGCCUGAUCUGGUGGGCUAGCCGUAUGGAGUCGCGCAAGCGGCGGAGGUACCAGGACUGCAAGUCCAAGCUCGAAAAGCUCAAGCGCGACCAAGCCGCCAUGCGGGCUCGCUCCUACAACCCCACCUCCUGUCCCGUCUGCCUCGAAGACUUUGUCGAUGACAGCAGCAGCAACAACGGUGCCGGCGCAGCAGACGCCUCCAAGCCCGAGGGCAGCCACGUCGACACCGGCAUUGCCACUGCUGCUGCUGCUCCCACUACUGCUGUUGCUCUCGGUCCCGCAACUGCGACGACGAUGAGCAGUACCCCCGCCGGAGCAUGCUGCAGCGGCCACCACCACCUUCCCGCCGGUGCCCCUGCUGCUGCUGGGGCUGCUACACCUGCAGGUGCUGAGACGGAGGCGGAGCUGCUGCAGCCGCUGAUGACCGAGGCAAGCAGCGUUAAUGGUCGCGGUGGCGGUGGCGGUGGUAAUAGCGCGACCGAGACUGCAGCGGCGGGGGCAGCGGCAGCGGCAGCAGGGGGCCAGCAGCAGCCGCAGCCUCCUCGGCGGCCGCUGGUGCUGCCCUGCGGACAUGCGUUCUGCGAGCCCUGCAUCACACAAUGGCUGGAGCAGAAGAAGGUCACCUGCCCCAUCUGCCGCCGCCCCAUCGACGAUGACGACGCCAACACCCACCCCACCUCCCCGCGUCAGCCCCCCAGCGGCACCUCCCGCACCUCCACAACACCCUCCGACAUCAACAACCGCAACAGCAAUAACGACCGCAAUGGCAACAGCAACAACAACGGAACCGGCGCCGGCGGCGCCUCCUCCUCCUCCGGCCCCCGGCCUCCAUGCACCGUCGACGAUGACGAGGAUUACUUUGACGCCACCACCACUGCCACCGCUGGCAGUGACGCGGGUGGCUUCUUUGGCAGUGCCGGCCUGCCGCCGCGGCUGCGGCUGCGGUGGGGGCGCAACCGUUAUUACGGCGGCCGUUGGCAGCAGCACCGGCUAACCGACGAGCUGCUGCUGUCGGAGAUGGUGUUCAGGCUGCGGCAGCUGCAGCGACAGCACCCCGAGUACAUCGAUAACCGGAUGGCGGAGGCAUGGGAGGCAGACCUGCGAAGCGGUCGCGAGCUCAACCCGCAGCAGCUGCGCAGUUUCCAGCUGCUGGACCCCGCCAACCGGAGUGCGCUGGCGGGCAGCGGGCGGUCGGGCGCCUCCAGCGGGUUCGGGGGCGGCAGCAGCAUGGGCGGGGGCGGCAGGGGGGGCAGCUGGUGAGGGAGCGAGCGGGUAUGUGAAGAAAACAUGCCGCGAGUCGGAACGUACUUUGAUUGUGCGGGUGUGUGUGGGGGGUGUUGCGGUGUGGAGAGGGGUGGGAAGAGGAGUGCGCGGGUGCAUGGAGGGAAGGGAAGAAGUUGGUGGGGUGGAAUAGAGCUUUGGUGCAGGCCUGUGGAAGCGGUGGCAGCAGCGGCGAGGAUGAGGAGGAAUGUGGGGUAUGGGUUUGGGUUUAGGAGAGGCGGCUGGUGGUGAUUGGCUUUGGACGUCAGGAAGGACAAGAACACGCUCCUAUGCAACAAGCAGAUGAGACGGGUGCAGCAUGCACGGGGGUAAUGGGGCCAACGGCGAGGUCGUACGUGACGGAGCGAGCUGAUCGUGCCGGCCAGCAGCGGUCACGUGGCUUGAUGGAGCUUUUGCUGUGUGUUGUAAGAGAAGCAUGAGGUGUCAGCAUGACCGCGGAUGUGGUGAGGUUUGCGGCCUGUUAUGGUUGGCUGAUGCGGCUUGUAACUAUGAAAGUGUUG
Molecule: messenger RNA, 2586 nt
Organism: Astrephomene gubernaculifera
Lineage: Eukaryota; Viridiplantae; Chlorophyta; Chlorophyceae; Chlamydomonadales; Astrephomenaceae
Source: the annotation of a GenBank genome assembly